Messenger RNA from Suillus discolor, 936 nucleotides. RefSeq lists its product as uncharacterized. The transcript has 8 exons. Bases 1 to 936 code for a protein of 311 amino acids. NCBI's taxonomy places the organism in Eukaryota, Fungi, Basidiomycota, Agaricomycetes, Boletales, Suillaceae. The record is from RefSeq and is a predicted model, not a curated record.
AUGCACUCUCUCCCUAAGUUGUUUCUAGCGGCUCUCUCAUUUACCGUUCUGGUUGAUGGUAGCCACCACUGGUACUCGUAUCAUUACCGCACUGCUGCUCACAAACAACUUAUCGGCAAAACCUACAUGAUACAAGACUUUUAUCGAGGGGGAGAUUUCUUCAAGGACGUAUCACUUAUCUAUGACUGGAUUUUCGCCAUCGGCCCGGAUCCGACUGGUGGAAAUGUCAUCUACCAAGGCCAGUCGGACGCGCAGUCUAAGAGACUUGCGUAUGUCGAUGACUGCGACAACUCGUUUAUCCUUGCAGUUGAUUCAACCAGCACUGUUGCUGCCGGCGGUCAGCGUGCCUCCGUUCGUAUUACAUCUCAGAAGAGCUACAAUGGCGGUCUCUUCAUCUUUGACGCUUCCUACAUGCCAGUAGGUGAAAUCGAUAUUGUCGAGGGUGUGAAUAAUCAGGGCACAAACCAGAUGACGCUUCAUACCGGCACGAACCAAACUUGCACUAACGAAAUGACAAAUAGUACCUAUCAGUUUUCAGGCAAAAUCGUAGCAACCGACUGCUACAGUACUACACACGCGGACUCAGGCUGCAGCAUCGAAGGCACGGACACAAGCUCUUUUGCGUAUGGUUUCAACAAUGCAGAAGGUGGUGUCUUUGCACUUCUGUGGGACAAUUCCGCUGGCAUGUCAAUAUGCCAUUUCGCUCGGGCUUUAAUUACGUGGCCGUCUACCAGUAGUAUUUACCUCAAUCCCUCAUCUCUAGAUCAAGCCGCCUGGCUUUGGAAGAACGCAAGUUACAAUAGUGGAGUUAAGCCGUCCAGCGUCCACACUACUAGUAGUGGGCCGUCUCAGACAACUUGUACCGAUGUCUCUUUCAGUAUUACGCGUUCUCUGGAGAGCAAUUUCCGAGAAUUGCCAGGGUGGACCGUGUGUUGA